AUGGAUUUCAUCAAGACCAGUUCCCUGCGUGCUCUGAUUGAGUUAACUUUCCAACGCAACUGGAACGGCCUCAUUUGGAUGAGUAGAAAAGGAGUUACAACCAAAAGAGUGAAGACUGUCCAGACGGCUCUAUCGAGAAACCGCGCAGCCGGCUGGCCAAAACGCUCGGCCAAAUCCAUCCGUCUGAAGUCUCGGCCAAAGUUCAAACCACCGGCCGAUACGCAUCACGACCCGGGAAUUGUCCCGCGGUCGGCCAAGCCACACCACUCACGCCAUGCCGCGCACGACCAUGCCGCGCGAGCCGGGAACAAGCCUCGCGGCCGCGCAACCUUCUCGCGUACCACGGCCGAUGGCGCCAUCCGAGCCGGGAAAGCACGUCCCGCGUCCGGCCGAGAAAUCAUCGGCCAAUCUUCCGUCCGACCAGCGGCCGACCGUGAACCAUCCGGCCACGACCGUUCCGACACGACCACGACGAUAUCCGGCCGACCGACCGUCCCAACGCCGCGGUCGACCCGAAGCCCGUUUUGA
Molecule: messenger RNA, 528 nt
Organism: Microthlaspi erraticum
Lineage: Eukaryota; Viridiplantae; Streptophyta; Magnoliopsida; Brassicales; Brassicaceae
Source: the annotation of a GenBank genome assembly